AUGCCUCUCAUGCAGCUCUCUGCCCUUAUGAUCCACUUCUGGAUCCUCCCAAUCAACCUCGAAAGGCCACAGGAGGACAAACCGCCAUGGAACUCAACAAUAUGGUGUAACGCUACUGAUGUCCAUUCUGGCCUCUUUCCAGAGGACGUCGCUUCUCUUCCCCAGUAUAUUGGUUGGGAUAUGGCUCAGAAAAAUGCUGUCUUGAGACUCUUCAACUCUGCAUUGAAUAAAAAUGCACAAGCGGUUUGGGAUUUGAUGGCACAUCCUCCAGCUGACUUGAAGGGUGCAGUGAAGAUCUGGACUGCCACCUGGAAGAAGAUGUGGGAUCGUGUCUGGGGAUUCAUGGCCAUCGAAAACGUGUUGAUCAAGACUGACUUCCAUCCCCAUUCCAUCAUAGAUAUCCCUGCGGACUUCAAGCCAGAACACCCAAUCCUCACCUCGCCUGUCUUGGUGAUCAUGGACCAAUUGCUCUCAGUUGCUUGGCAUCGAUUGACUGUCAAGAGCAAGAGAAUGGAGAAAGUCCUGGAGAGGCUGGAGAAGCAGGCAGUGGAGAAAUUCGAAAAACUCCAACAGCUCUUUGAAGAUGCUCCAUCAAAACUCACGGUUCCCAUGAUCAAGACCACAUCCCAGAUCAUCGACGAUUACUCCCUUCGUGCCCAACUUUUCCCCAGUGCCAACCGCAAAAAGCGCAUCGAGGAGAUGAAGGGAUUCAUGGGCAUGUUGUUCGCCAUCCUCGACAUCAAGGUCCAUGAACACGUUAUCACAAUAGACCGUACAAAAUUCAACACCAGCAUGCUCAACAUCUUGAAGAAACUUGCCACAGUGGAGCAGCUGAAAGAGCUGGAAGCAUACUGUGUGGAACUAUUUCAACUGACAGCUGAGGGACACUUGAUCGAAGACAUUUGA
Messenger RNA from Cantharellus anzutake, 906 nucleotides. RefSeq lists its product as uncharacterized. The record is from RefSeq and is a predicted model, not a curated record. The transcript has 4 exons. Bases 1 to 906 code for a protein of 301 amino acids. NCBI's taxonomy places the organism in Eukaryota, Fungi, Basidiomycota, Agaricomycetes, Cantharellales, Hydnaceae.